AGGCCAGAAUGGAAAGGAGACGGGUCACCUCAGCUGCCCGCCGCUCCUAUGUCUCUUCCUCGGAGAUGAUGGUGGGAGGCCUGACUCCCAGCCACCGCCUGAGUCCUGGCACCCGCUUCUCCUUGAUUCGAAUGCCACCCCCAUCCCUGGCCCGGGUAGACUUCUCCUUAGCCGGGUCACUCAAUGCAGGCUUCAAGGAGACGCGGGCCAGUGAGCGGGCAGAGAUGAUGGAGCUCAAUGACCGCUUUGCCAGCUACAUUGAGAAGGUGCGCUUCCUGGAACAGCAGAACAAGGCACUGGCUGCGGAGCUGAACCAGCUGCGGGCCAAGGAGCCUACCAAGCUGGCUGAUGUCUACCAGGCUGAGCUGCGCGAGCUGCGGCUGCAACUUGAUCACCUCACCGCCAACAGCGCCCGGCUCGAAGUCGAGAGGGACAAUCUGGCACAGGACCUGGGCACCCUGAGGCAGAAGCUCCAGGAUGAAACCAACCUGAGGCUGGAGGCUGAGAACAACCUGGCUGCCUAUCGACAGGAGGCAGAUGAAGCUACCCUGGCCCGUCUGGAUCUGGAGAGAAAAACUGAGUCUCUGGAGGAGGAAAUCCAAUUCUUGAGGAAGAUCCAUGAGGAGGAGGUGCGGGAGCUCCAGGAGCAGCUGGCCCGGCAGCAGAUCCAUGUGGAGCUGGAUGUGGCCAAGCCAGACCUCACAGCAGCCCUCAGAGAGAUCCGCACCCAGUAUGAGGCAGUGGCAUCCAGCAACAUGCACGAGGCAGAGGAGUGGUACCGGUCCAAGUUUGCGGACCUGACCGACGCCGCGGCCCGCAACGCAGAACUGCUCCGCCAGGCCAAGCAUGAGGCCAACGACUACCGGCGCCAGCUGCAGGCUUUGACUUGCGACCUGGAGUCCUUGCGCGGCACGAACCAGUCCCUGGAGAGGCAGAUGCGGGAGCAGGACGAACGCCACGCGCGGGAAGCAGCGAGUUACCAGGAGACCCUGGCCCGGCUGGAGGAGGAGGGGCAGACCCUCAAGGACGAUAUGGCCCGCCACCUACAGGAGUACCAGGACCUGCUCAACAUCAAGCUGGCCCUGGACAUCGAGAUCGCCACCUAUAGGAAGCUGCUGGAGGGCGAGGAGAACCGCAUCACCAUUCCUGUGCAGACCUUCUCCAACCUGCAGAUCCGAGGGGGCAAAAGCACCAAAGAAGGGGAAGGUCACAAGGUCACAAGACAUCUCAAAAGCCUCACAGUACAAGUUGUACCAAUUCAGGCUCACCUGAUUGUAAAUGGAGCCCCGCCGGCUCUCGAAACUAGCCUGGACACCAAGUCCGUGUCAGAAGGCCACCUCAAGAGAAACAUCGUGGUGAAGACUGUGGAGAUGCGGGAUGGAGAGGUCAUUAAGGAGUCCAAGCAGGAGCACAAGGACAUGAUGUGAGGCCGGAAGCGUCUGGUGGCCCCUGUUCCACACUGGGAGGGGCCUGUAGUAGGAGGGGCCUAUAGUUGUCCCUCCUCUGAUAGCUAAUUUCCCCAGACCUGAGUUUCCACCCCAACAUAGCUUGCUCCCCUCCCCCAUCCAUCUCUGCCAGCUUCUGACAUAGGCUCCAUUAGCAUUAAGCCUGCCAGACAGCACCCACCCCACUGCCAGCAACUUCACCUAACAGGGCACUCACCCCACAGGAGCAGCCUGGAGGGGCAUGACCAGAAGCUUGGGUUAGAAUUGGCAGGGAAGAGAGAAGUUGGGGAGGGCCUGGAGACCUAAUAAAUCACCCUCCAUAUCCUAAUCCCUGUUGUCAUGGCAACUGUUGCCAGAGCUGGAGGUCUCUGGGCUAUCUGGGAAGUGGGCCUUUGAGUUUCCUGGGGCUGCUGGAGGAAAACUGGGAUCUGGGACUCUGAGACAGGAAGGGGAAGUCCCCGCAGGCAAGGUAGCACUGGCCAGAGGGUCAUUCUUAAUGUAGACGGACCCUGGCCAGUCUGAGAGUAGGCGAGCGUAUCCUGCUACCUGGAAUCAUCAGCAGACAGAAUUCCUGGCCUGCCCCGAUUCCAGAGAGGACUCCUGAGUGAUGAUUCCAGGGUCUCAGCCUCAGUGAGCUGCCAUGUGGGCAGGUGGGAGUUGAUUCUCAGCACUAGGGGAUCUUACUAAGUGGUGCUGGGAAGGCUGCCUGGCCCCUAGCUGUCAGUACAGAGGUCAAGCCAAGGAGGACUUCCCCCAUAUAGGCUGGGGCAGGGGGGCACGUAGAGAUGGUGGAGGAGGGAGUGGGAUGAUGCCAGACAUCAGAGUUGGGGUUGUGAAUGACCAGUUACACUUGCCCUCUGGAUCAUGAGAAUCAAGGAAGUGACAUCCUCUUGAAGGUACUGAAAUAGGAGAGAAAGGGGCUGCUGUUCACAGGGGCAGGACACACACUGCCCCAGUUCCGAAGGCCCCUUCCUUGCUGCAUAAUCCCUGUCCCCCAAAGCCUCUGAGCCCCUGCAGCUGCUGCCUCCCAGCCCCAGCAAACACUGCUGGGUGAAGCCAACGCUCUACAUCUGCCUCCCUCACCCAACAGUAACCUGAUGCUUUUCCUAAACCAAGGGCCCUGUGGUCCCCUCUUACUCAAAUACAAAACGUACCCCAGUGUUUUAGGUAGCACUCUACUUUAUAAUUCUGGAAAUUGAGGCAUGAGCAGAGUGAAGACCCUCGUUUGCGUUCCUACAGCCUGGAAGGGGGGCAGAUACUUUCACCCAGAGCAUCUGCUCUGCUUUCCACAGGAGGACUGUGGGGGGCAUGGGAUUAUCUGUGCCCAGAAAUGAGACUAGAAGAACCCACUCCAGGAUCCCCCUCUUCCCUCUAAGGCCAAAGGGAGGGAUAAGUGGGAAUCCUUCCCUCUUCCCACGGCUUGGUGCCCUUUCUCUGACUCCCUCCUGCCACCCACUGAUGCCUUUAGUUACUGAGGUAAAUAAAGUCGAC
Molossus molossus (Pallas's mastiff bat) is the source of this 2936-nucleotide messenger RNA. It is a transcript of the gene GFAP, whose product is annotated as glial fibrillary acidic protein. The transcript is spliced from 10 exons. The coding region runs from base 9 to 1427 and encodes 472 amino acids. The record is from RefSeq and is a predicted model, not a curated record. NCBI's taxonomy places the organism in Eukaryota, Metazoa, Chordata, Mammalia, Chiroptera, Molossidae. Gene Ontology annotation, molecular function: structural constituent of cytoskeleton. Gene Ontology annotation, cellular component: cell projection; intermediate filament; cytoplasm. Gene Ontology annotation, biological process: intermediate filament organization; regulation of chaperone-mediated autophagy.